AAUUCUGAAAUUCUGAGUUUAAAAAGGAAUAUUGUAGUGCGCGAUGUCUGCGCCACCUUUCGAGCGUUGCAUACAACUGCAACAUGUGUUGACAAAAUCUUAAAAGAAAACACGUGUUUGUAAUGUUUGGUUGGCAUCGGUUUUGAAAUCCAAAUUGUUUAAUUAAAGUGAUAACAAGUCUUGAAACAACGUGUAAAAAUGGUUGAAUUUAAACCCGAGGAUUAUGAAUUCAACCAAGAUUCGGAAAAUUCAUCCGAAGAUUCUGAUUCGGAGCCAGAAAUUAUCCACAAUAAAAGGCCUCACGAUGGAGACAAUGAUUCAAAAACAAUCAAAAAAUCAAAGAGUGAGCUGUACAAACAACCAACAGCUGAGGAAAUGAACAAGUUGCGCGAGACUGAAAACUUAUUCAACUCAAAUAUAUUUAGACUUCAAAUAAACGAAUUAUUAGAGGAAAUUAAAUUGAAACCAAAAUAUCAAACACAAUUUGAUCUUUGGUUCACAGAGUUUCAGAAAAAGUUACUAAACAUUCCUGAAUUUACUGAAAUUAACUUGAAUAAUUUGCAAAUAUCAAAGAAAAAGAAACUUGAUGAAAAACAGAAGUUUAUUAAUUAUGCAGCUAGUUUGGACAAAGUUCCAUGUAGUCAGGAUGUUAGUAUGAAAUUUAUGAAGCCCAAAAGUAUUGUUUUGCAUGGUUCACUCAAAAAUAUUCCAAGUGAAAAGGCUAAAUUUAUUGCCAAUUUAAUGAUUACCAUGAACAAAUCUAUGUUCUUUGAAAAAGAUUAUCUUAAUAACAAGUAUGCACUAAAGAAACAAUUUUAUAUGGCUUACAUUGAAAAUUACAUCAAGAACUUUGAUUGCAUUAAACAGAUUAAAGUUGCAAACUAUUUACAUAACAAUCAUUUGCCAUAUUUGGAAGUUGUGCCUGCAGAGUGUGAUCAAAUGUUGAUUAAUAUUUUCAUUGUGCCUGAAAUUGAUACAUUCAAACCAAUAAGGUUCAUGCCAAACAAAAAUAAUUUGAAACAAUUAUCGUAUGAUGAUUUUCCAGACUUUGAAAUAGAAAGUUUUUCUGAAGUGGGAACUUUCUUUUAUAAUUCUAUUAUGUUAUUUGAUUGUACAUUAGAAACGAAUGAAUCGUUUAUCAAAUGUUUAAAUUCCCACGAAAAUAUUACAGACGCGAUUAAGUUGAUUGUAAUUUGGCUGAGGCAAAGAGAUUUGAACAGUGAUUAUCGUUGUUUCACUGAUGAUUUAGUUGUAUAUGUACUUGCGUAUUUGUUUUCAAAGAAGAAAGUGAAUAAGCUGAUGAGUUCGUAUCAAGUUGUACGAAUUUUCUGGUCGUUUAUUGCAAAUUUGAAAGAUGAUGAAAAGUUGUCGAUUGCUGUAGAUGUUAAACCGAAUAAUUUGCUUUUGUUCGAGGGCGAAUUUGUUUUGCUAGAUAGCACUGGUUGUUUUAACGUAGGCGCGUUUUUAGAUGGAAAUGUUUACAUGAAAGUCAAGGCCGAAGCUAAAAAGGCGAUAGAGAGCUUGGAUAGCAAUCGGUUUAAUUCUUUCUCGCACUUGUUCACGACCAAAAUGCCUGUUGGUUUACAGUACGAUGCAAUUCUUAAAAUAAUUGAUAUAAAUCAAUUUAAAAAGAUCUACUGGAAUAGUAGCAAUGAAGAGAAAUUCAAAUUCUUUGGUUUUUAUAAGAGUUUAAUCCAAAACUGCAUUGAAAAUCAGUUGAAAUAUGGUUUAACCAAGAGAAUUCACGAAUUAGUACCAAUUUUUACUGAAAAUCCAAACGUAAUCACGUAUGGCUUAAAUGUAAAUCCGGAACAUUGUUAUAAUGUUAUUGAGAAAGGGCCACGACAAUAUGAAGAAGGUGCGGAGAAGUUCAAAGAUUUUUGGGGCAAUUUAGCAGAUCUUCGAAGAUUUAAAGAUUCUUCAAUUUAUGAAGCAGUUUAUUUUGAUGAUGUGAAAACAAUUCAAGAUAAACGUUUAAUAUUCGCGAAAAUCAUUGAAUUCGUGAUGCGAAACAAAUUAGAGUUGAAUUACGAGUUGAAUGGUGUUGAAAUGGAAAAACAAUUGAAGCUCGAACACAUUGAAAAUCCAUUUCCUACUGGUUCAAACGAGGAAGCUAUAAUAAGAAUUAAAGGUGUGCAGACUUCUUUGGAUAAAAUUUUACGAAAUUUACAGCUACCACUUCCUAUAACAGCGUGCCAAUGCACAUCUGACUUAUACAGUUACACCGAGUUGUUUCCACCCAUUCCUACUAACUACAAUUUGAAGAAAACAAAUUGUAGCGAACGCGGUGACUUUGUUGUAAUAAAUGACAAGCCAAACAAAUUACCGCAUUUGUUUGAGCCAAUUGAAUGUGUAUUACAGCUUGCUCUAAAUUCAAAAUGGCCGAAAACCCUGGAAGCUAUGCGAGCAAUGAAAACCAUUUAUUACUUUGAAAUUUCCAAACUUCUCCGCCUUGAGCACGACGUCAUCACCUCUGUCCGCGACGACCACAUAGAUCUAUUUUAUCAAGGAUAUGUUUUCCGCCUGCGUUUGCAUCAUCCGAAAGAAAUUGCACUGCUGAAGAAAGAUGUAACCGCUGACGGUUUAACAUUCUAUAAAGACACUGACGAAAGUUUACGCCUUGAACGAAAUCUAGAGAUCUUACCGAAAAUUUCCGGUGCUCUCAACGGUCUGCAUCAAGCAAAUCCAAGUUAUGGACCGUCGACGUGUCUUAUCAAGCGAUGGAUGCGUUCGCAAAUGUUAGACGCCGAUCAUAUCAGUGAUGUUGUUAUUAAUCUUUUAAACGCGUCCUUGUUUAUCACUUCAGCGCCUUACAAGCCUGCGAUAUUGCCUCAGGUAGCGUUUUUAAGAUUCCUAAAGUUUAUGUCUACAUUUGAUCACAACUUUCAAACUGUCGCCGUGAAUUUCAAUGAUUCUUUGAGUAUUGAAGAGCUGAAUGAGAUCGAUAGUAAGUUUUUACAAGAUCGUCAAAGUUACAACCCUUUACACAUAACUACACCGUUUGACGAGGGUAAAUCCUUAUUUACGAAAUGUGGACCGUCGGCUGUGGUUCUGAGAAGGAUAAAGUGCUUGGCUGCCGAAAGUUACAAAUUGCUGAUCGAUAAUUUGGCAGAGGAUUGCCAACUUUCAUAUAAGGCGUGUUUUGUCCCAAAUUUGACUGGUUAUGAUGUUUUAAUUUACUUGAAUGCCUCGACAAACCUGCGACGCUAUCAACAAGUCAACAGAGAUCAAAAUUUUGUCGUGAAGUUAGAAGAGUUCGACGAAUCUAUUACGAAAUGUAUGCCGGUUGUGGGUUUCGAUCCUAUUGAAUUGUACCUAAAGGAAUUACGGGAGAAUUUUGGAGAAUAUGCAUUAUUCUUUCGCGAUUUCUAUGGUGGAGUCGUAAUCGGUGUCCUGUGGAAGCAAACAAUUCAAAAACAACAGGAUUUUAAGAUUUCUACGGCACAUGGUCGGAAACUCUCGGCGCAAAAUAAAUUGGAGUCUGACAUCAGUGAGGAAGAUUUCUAUAUCUAUGGCAAGGGGAUUGUGAGAAACAUAGAAGUGCUUAGAAAGUAAGUUCAUUCAACGCGGUUCUUGAAAGAAAACAACGAGAAUCCAGCGCGAUAAUUAACAAAUCGUAAACUAUUAUAUUGGAGUUGAUAUUAACAAUUUGUAUUUUCUUAAAACCUUAUCUGUUUGUGUGUUCAAUGACUAGCUUAUCAGUUGCAUACAUUUGUCCAACAAUGACCUGAAACAUUUUAUUUACAUUUAGUAUUAAAUUAUAAUUGUUAUAUA
Messenger RNA from Dalotia coriaria, 3774 nucleotides. Its product is annotated as nucleolar protein 6-like. Gene Ontology annotation, cellular component: CURI complex; small-subunit processome; UTP-C complex. Bases 199 to 3555 code for a protein of 1118 amino acids. Gene Ontology annotation, biological process: tRNA export from nucleus; rRNA processing. NCBI's taxonomy places the organism in Eukaryota, Metazoa, Arthropoda, Insecta, Coleoptera, Staphylinidae. The transcript has 9 exons. The record is from RefSeq and is a predicted model, not a curated record.